Beta vulgaris subsp. vulgaris (sugar beet) is the source of this 1232-nucleotide messenger RNA. RefSeq names its product Holliday junction resolvase MOC1, chloroplastic. The coding region runs from base 32 to 946 and encodes 304 amino acids. Gene Ontology annotation, molecular function: crossover junction DNA endonuclease activity. The transcript is spliced from 6 exons. The record is from RefSeq and is a predicted model, not a curated record. Lineage: Eukaryota; Viridiplantae; Streptophyta; Magnoliopsida; Caryophyllales; Amaranthaceae.
AGAUUAUAAACCUUUUAGUUAUGAAAAGAAGAUGAAUGUCUUAAAUCCCAAAUCUGAAAUCUCCAUGGACAAUUUCUUACUCCAAUCUCAUCAACACCAACAACAGCUACUUCUCCAAUCAAAUUUAAUGAACCCAUUUUCUCUCUCCUCCAAAUUUACACCUAAAUCAAAAACCCUCUUCUCAACAUCAUCUCCUUCUUUCCGCUACUUUUGGUGUACUACUUCACAAAACUCCAUUGAAGUUAUUCAAGCUCUCAACAGAAAAUCCAACACUAGUACUAAUGCUACUGUUACUUCAAAAGCUAAAAUCCAAAAUCUUAAAGAAAAUUGGUUGUCUUCUCUCUCAAUGAAUGACAUAAACAACAACACAAAAGAAGAAAAUGGUGGGUUACAAUGGGUUAUUGGUGUUGACCCAGAUGUUUCUGGUGCUUUAUCUCUCUUGAAAUAUGAUCAUUCUGGUUGUAUUUCUGCCCAGGUUUUUGAUUCGCCAUAUGUGCAAGUAUCAAUUGGGAAAACGCGUCGUAAACGAUUAGAUGCGAAGUCCAUUGUUCAGUUGUUGCAGAGUUUCGAUGCUCCACUAGGUACCGCUGCGUAUUUGGAGCAAUCUAUACCAUUUCCUCAGGAUGGGAAACUGGGUUGGUGGAGUGGAGGAUUUGGGUAUGGAUUGUGGAUCGGAGCCUUGGUUGCUUCUGGGUUCUCUGUUGUUCCAGUGCCGUCUAGAAGCUGGAAAAUGGAAUUUGAACUUGCUCGAAGUUCGUCAACUAAGGAUGAUAGCAGGGAGCUUGCAGCAUGCUUAUUCCCAGAUUUGAGCUCUAUGUUGAAAAGGAAGAAGGACCACGGCCGAGCUGAGGCUCUACUCAUUGCUGCCUACGGAAAAGGUCACAUGACAAAGGCAGAUGAAGCUCGCGAGUUGGACGAUGCACGUGAAGCUUUGAGCAAGCUAUAAAAGAAACUACAAUACACAACAGCAUGAUUUGACUAUUGUAACACCGUCGAUUGCACAGGAGUGAUGCCAUUUAAUAUUAAUUUGCCUAAUGGCCUCAUCGUUAUUGAUACAGUCCAUUCGUCGAGUUAACCUCAAUGUAAGAGUGAUGAUUCAUAUGUGAGAAUCCAUCUUUGUAAAUACUCAACAAUUUAUUAGGUUUAACCAUAUUGGAGCUGUGCCUGUGAUAGUUCCUAAUUAUUCCUUAUUCUGAGUUGAUCUAGAUCCAAUUUCAUGGGGUUGUUCAGUC